This is a messenger RNA of Oncorhynchus nerka (sockeye salmon), 10076 nucleotides long. Its product is annotated as trichohyalin-like. NCBI's taxonomy places the organism in Eukaryota, Metazoa, Chordata, Actinopteri, Salmoniformes, Salmonidae. The record is from RefSeq and is a predicted model, not a curated record.
AGUUUACUGUUUUGAAUCCAUCCUGUUGUGAGGAAGUGUUUAGUGUUUAGGAUCAUCAAUAAAUAUCAUGCAUAUGUUUCAUUUGUUACAGAAAGCGUUUGUUUACAGUCACAGUAUGUUUCGAAGGAUCUGCUUUUAAAGCUUCCUGAGUCUCUGGGGCGGGUUGACUGUCUAGGACCAGGAUGGAGAUGGCGCUGUUGGAUGGCUGGAAGGAGGAGAGGGCGGAGCUGAGGGCGGAGGUGUCUCGCCUGCAGAAUGAGCUGGCUGAAAGUCACGCUGAGAGAGAGGAGCUGGAGUCACGUGCCCAGGCCCUCACAGACAGGCUGUCCCAGUCCCUGGACCCGUCCCUGUGCGUGCGCCCGGACAGUGACCUGAGAAGGAAGAUGCGAGAUGGCAGAGAGAGGGAGGCCCGGCAGGCUCUACUCAUCCACAAACUGCAGAACAAGGUGGUUGAAUACCGGGAUCGCUGUCAGGGGUUGGAAUACCGGGUGAAGACUGAAGAAAGAGAGAUCCUGAAACGUGAGAGGAGGAUCAGGGAUGAGCACAGUGACUCCUUAGAGAGCGCCCUCAUCAGGCUGGAGGAAGAACAGCAGAGGAGUGUAGGGCUGGCAGAGCUGAACUCUCUCCUUCGUGGCCAGCUCAGCCAAUCAGGCCAGGUAAAUGAAGCACUGAGAGAGGACCUUUGCAAACUGACUACCGAUUGGUCCAAAGCGGUGGAGGAGGCGGGACUGAGGGAGAUGGAGUGGCAGAAAGAGAAAGAGCGACUGACCGGUCAUGUCGACCGCGGGCAGAGUCGUCUGAUGUCCAUGUGGGGAGAUGUGGUCACUCUGAGACGACACUGUCACACUGUGAAGACUGCCACUGACAGGGACCUCUGGGAGCUUAGAGCUGAGUUCUCUCGUCUGUCUUCCUCUCUCCUCUCCCACUGUGGUUCAGUGGUGUCUCUAUCUCUACGGCCCAGUGACCCUACAACCAGCCUCCAUCUUGCUCCCCGCUCUGCCUCCGCCCCACCCCACUCCUCCACCCCGGGCUCACCUCCUCUCUCCUCCACCCUAGGCCCUCUCUCCUUGCAGGAUCUGGACCACGACCAGAAGGAGAGAGAGAGAGAGGAGAGAGAGAGGGAGCUGACAGAGCUCAGAGCCCUCUAUGAAGCUGAGACCCUGCAUCUGAAUAACAGGAUCUCAGAGUUAUCUCGUACCAUUCAGGAUCAAAAGAUAGAACGACAGGAGGAGGAGAGGAAGAUGGAGCGAGGGAUGGCUUCGGAGAAGAAAGAGGAGCGAGAAAAGGAGAGACAGACAAACACAGAGAGAACUCUAGAGUGUGUCUAUCAGGCCGUUCUAAAACUGUCCAAGGUGCUGAGCUCCCAGAGUCUGGAUGGACAGAGUAGCAGUAGCCAUACUCUGUCUCUGUCCAGUGAUUGGUUAGGACCAGACCUGUUGACUAGAGGGCUAACCCAGGUGCUGGCUGUAUUGGCCCAGGCUGAGACCAACCUGCUGUGGCGGCACCAGGAAGUACAGGAGGCUGCGGCCAGCCUGCGGAGGCUGGGUGAGGAGAGAGCAGGACUGGAACAGAGAGUCAGACAGCUGGAGACUGACACAGAGGAGAGGCAGAAACAGAGCCUGUAUGAAGAACAGGAGCUCACUCACAUUCAGGACAUGUUACUAAGUGAGAGAGAGAUGGUGGGCUCCCUGAGGAGUCAGCUGAAGGAAGAAGAGAGACAGAGUGAGGAGAGGAGGAAGGAGAACGAACGACUGAGACUGGAGAGAGAGAGGGAGGAGGAGCAGAGGAACGAGCUGGAGAGCGAGAGGCAGAGACGGUUGGAGGCGGACCUGGUAGAGAACGCCCAUCUCAGUGAGCGUGAGGCUUGUAUCCGCAUGGAGCUGCAUGGUCUACAGGGAGCGCUGCAGAGAGAACAGCUGGACAGGGAGAGGGCAGAGGAGGAAGCUGCUGAUGCCAGGGAUGCGCUAAGCAAGGCCCGUGAGUCAGUGUUAACCCUUUCGUCUGGUCAAACCCUUCUGAAGAGAGAAGUGUCAGAGCACCGUGACGCCCUAGAGAAGAUGGCUGCCUUAAACGAAGCCUUAGCCAAGGACAAGAGAGAGCUCAACGCCCAGGCACUACAGCUUGAGAUGGAGUUGGCUGACCUCCAGGUCCAGCUACAGGGACUAGAGUCAAAGGUCGUGACCCUUCGUAGGGAGCUUCACACCCAGUCCAAUGAGAGCACAGAGUUAAGGACUCGUAGAAGAUCAGAGCUCAGCUCCCUGCAGCAGCUCAGGGACAGAGAGAGAGAGCUGGAGAGAGAGGUGGAGACCAUACGACAGGAGAAGGAGAGAGAGGUGGAGACCCUACGAGAGGAGAAGGAGAGAGAGGUGGAGACCCUACGAGAGGAGAAGGAGAGAGAGGUGGAGACCCUACGAGAGGAGAAGGAGAGAGAGUUGGAGACCCUACGGGAGGAAAGAGGAAGGGUUGGAAAACGACUGGAAGAGCUGUCGGUGCAGCACGGUGCAGUGUGUGGGGAGUUGAGAGGUCUGCAGGCAGAGCUGUGCCAAGCCACAGAGCAGCAGAGGAGGGCAGAGAGAGAGACUGAGGAACUACUAAGAGAGAACCAGGAUGUGGCGGGGACUGUCCUCUCACUGGAGAGAGAGAGAGACCAGCUGGGGCAGGACAUUGAGGAACUCAGGAUCCUGACGGUCUCACAGCAGCACCAGUUAACCCAGGCCCAGCAGCAGGUCUCAGGGCUGGAGGUAGAGAGUAGGCAGCUACAGAUCCAGGUCACCACUCUGCUCCAGACCAAGGAUGUGAUGCAGGGGGAGGUCCAGUGUCUGAGGGGAGAGAUGGAGAGAGGGAGGAGCCAGACAGAGAAGGAGAAACAGGAGGAGCGAGAGGAGAGAGAGAGGAGCCAGAGAGAGAGUGAGGUCUGCCAGGCUGACCUAGAAAGGCUGCAGUUACUGGUAGAUCAGACAACAGAGAAAGGGACAAGACAAGAGGAGGAACGGAGAGAAGAGAGGGAAGGAUGGCAGAGAGAGAGGAUGGCGUUGAGCUCGGAGCUGGGGCACAGAGAUGGAGAGGUGGUGGCGAUGAAGAGCAGGAUGGAGGGAUUGGAGAAGGAGAAGGAGGAGAGAGAUGCAGAGCUGGAGAGACUAACCGCAGAACACAAGAGCCACCUACACAGAGAGAGAAAACUGAAGGAGGAGAGAGAUGCAGAGCUGGAGAGACUAACCACAGAACACAAGAGCCACCUACACAGAGAGAGAAAACUGAAGGAGGAGGGGGAGAGAUGGAGAGAGAAAGCAGAGGAGAGAGCAGAAGAGGGGGAGAGAUGGAGAGAGAGAGCAGAGGAGGGAGAGAGAUGGAGGGAGAAAGCAGAGGAGGGAGAGAGAUGGAGAGAGAGAGCAGAGGAGGGAGAGAGAUGGAGGGAGAAAGCAGAAGAGGGGGAGAGAUGGAGGGAGAAAGCAGAAAAGAGAGCAGAAGAGGGGGAGAGAUGGAGGGAGAGAGCAGAGGAGGUAGAGAGAUGGAGGGAGAGAGCAGAGGAGGGAGAGAGAUGGAGGGAGAGAGCAGAGGAGAGGGAGAGAGAAAAUGCGAGACUGAGUCAGAGGCUCACUGAAAAAGAGAAGAAUAACAGUGAACAACUAAAGGCUGUGAAAAGAGAGAGUGACAAGAUAGCAGAACAACUGAAAAAGGAGGAGGUAGAUGGAAGGAAGAGAUUAGAGAAGAUAGAGGAACUGAAAACUAGAAUGAUCUCACUGGAGGAAGAAAGAGACAAUCUGGAGGCAGAACUGAAGAAAACUGAACUAUUGGAGAACAAGAUGUUUGCCGUGGAGAGAGAGAACUCACAGCUCAGAGAGAGGGAGAGAGAAAGAUACCAGGAGGAGAGUCUGAGAAAGAGGAGGAAUGAGUCGGAGGGAAGGGAGCGAUUAGAGGAGAUAGAGGAGCUGAAAACUCGAAUAAUCUCACUGGAGGAAGAAAGAGACAAUCUGGAGAGGGAAAUGGUGGAAAUGAGUCAGAGGUUUAAAGAAACAGAGAAUAAAGAGAGUGAACAACUGAAAGACAGAAGAAGAGAGAUGGAGAAGGUGGCAGAAGUUCUGAGAACAAGGGAAGGAGAGAUGAGAAAGAGAGAGGAGGAGAUGACAGAAGUUCUGAGAACAAGGGAAGGAGAGAUGAGAAAGAGAGAGGAGGAGAUGACAGAGCUGAAAGCCACGAUCAUCUCUCUGGAGGAAGAGUUGAAGGACAUUGAGAUAUUAAAGGGAAACCUUCAGGCUUUAGAAGAGGUCAACACCAAACUCCUGGACAAGGAGAUAGAGGAAGAGAGGAAGACGGAGAAGAGAGAAGCAGAAGAGAGGGAGAGGGCGGAGAGAUUGAAAGAAGAGCUGACACAGAAAGACGUGGAGGUACAGGAGGUGAAGAACAGGAUGGAGGGAUUGGAGAAGGAGAGGGAGGAGAGAUUGAAAGAAGAGCUGACACAGAAAGACGUGGAGGUACAGGAGGUGAAGAACAGGAUGGAGGGAUUGGAGAAGGAGAGGGAGGAGAGAUUGAAAGAAGAGCUGACACAGAAAGACGUGGAGGUACAGGAGGUGAAGAACAGGAUGGAGGGAUUGGAGAAGGAGAGGGAGGAGAUGUCGUGUUUGUUGGAGGAGAGAGACGCAGAGCUGGAGAGACUAACCGUAGAACACAAGAGCCACCUACACAGAGAGAGAAAACUGAAGGAGGAGGGGGAGAGAUGGAGAGAGAGAGCAGAGGAGGGAGAGAGAUGGAGAGAGAAAGCAGAGGAGGGAGAGAGAUGGAGGGAGAAAGCAGAGGAGAGAGCAGAAGAGGGGGAGAGAUGGAGGGAGAAAGCAGAGGAGAGAGCAGAAGAGGGAGAGAGAUGGAGGGAGAAAGCAGAGGAGAAAGAGAGAUGGAGGGAGAGAGCAGAAGAGGGAGAGAGAUGGAGGGAGAGAGCAGAAGAGGGAGAGAGAUGGAGGGAGAAAGCAGAGGAGAAAGAGAGAUGGAGGGAGAGAGCAGAAGAGGGGGAGAGAUGGAGGGAGAAAGCAGAAGAGGGGGAGAGAUGGAGGGAGAAAGCAGAGGAGAGAGCAGAAGAGGGAGAGAGAUGGAGGGAGAAAGCAGAGGAGAGAGCGGAAGAGGUAGAGAGAUGGAGGGAGAGAGCAGAAAAGAGAGCAGAAGAGGGGGAGAGAUGGAGGAGAAAGCAGAAGAGGGGGAGAGAUGGAGGGAGAAAGCAGAAGAGGGGGAGAGAUGGAGGGAGAAAGCAGAGGAGAGAGCAGAAGAGGGGGAGAGAUGGAGGGAGAAAGCAGAGGAGAGAGCAGAGGAGGGAGAGAGAUGGAGGGAGAGAGCAGAGGAGGGAGAGAGAUGGAGGGAGAGAGCAGAGGAGGGAGAGAGAGAAAAUGCGAGACUGAGAGAGGCUCACUGAAAAAGAGAAGAAUAACAGUGAACAACUAAAGGCUGUGAAAAGAGAGAGUGACAAGAUAGCAGAACAACUGAAAAAGGAGGAGGUAGAUGGAAGGAAGAGAUUAGAGAAGAUAGAAGAACUGAAAACUAGAAUGAUCUCACUGGAGGAAGAAAGAGACAAUCUGGAGGCAGAACUGAAGAAAACUGAACUAUUGGAGAACAAGAUGUUUGCCGCGGAGAGAGAGAACUCACAGCUCAGAGAGAGGGAGAGAGAAAGAUACCAGGAGGAGAGUCUGAGAAAGAGGAGGAAUGAGUCGGAGGGAAGGGAGCGAGAGGAGAGACUGAGAGGAAAGCUGGAGCUGAGAGAAGGAGAGGUUGAGGUCUUGAGAGUGAAGUUGAUUGUCUUAGAAGAAGAGAGGGAUGAGGGGAAGAGAGAGCAGCAGACACUAGAGGGGAAGAUGGAGAGACAGAUGGCUCAGCUGAGGGAAAGAGAAGAGGAGGUAGAGAAACUGAGGGAGGAGGAAGAGAAGGCCGGGGCUAGGCUACAGCAGAGCGAGGAAGAGUUGAGAAAUCUGAAAGACAGAAUGCACCAGUCAGAGCUCUCAGAGAAACACGUCUCAGACCUUCUGAUAGAGACGGAGUCUUUACUAGAGACCGAGAGGAGUCAGAGCAGAGACAGGGAUAAAGCACUACACCUGGCCAAGGAGGAGAGGGAGAGAGAACGGGCACAGGAAACAGAGCAGCACAACGUGAGACUGGAAGAGGAAGUGAAGAAAUGGAAAGAAAGAGUGGAGGAACGGAUAAAAGAAGUAGCAAGGCUCUCACAGCUCCUGAAGGAGAGAGAGGAGGAGGACUUUAGGGUGAGAGCGGUAGAGAGCGGUGGAGAAAGACAGAGACAGAAGGAGGAACUGAAAAGGAGUGAGGAGGAGAGGGAGAGACAGGAGGAUGUUUUGAGGAGGAACAAGGAGGAGAGGGAAUGGUUGGGUGCCCAGCUGAAAGAGGAGCAGACGGAGGGAGAGAGACUGAGGUCCAGACUAGAGGAGGUGCAGAGAGGACAACGCCUCCUGCAGGAGGAUAGAGGAUGUCGCGUAGAGAGGCUGGGGGCUCAGGUUAAAGCCCUGGAGGAGGAGAGAGACCACCUCUUAGCUGAGAUCAGGAAGAAGGAGAGAGAGGCUGGGAUCCUGAAGGAUGAGACUCACAGAGAGAGGAGAGAGAAAGAGAGGACUGGCUCCUCACUGAGAAGGAUGGAGGAGGAGUUGAAGGAGAGCAGGGAGGCGCUGGCCCUCCGUCUGGCCACCCUGAAGGAGCAGGGAGCAGAGAUGACCAGGAGCAGGGAGAGAAGCAGGAAGGAGGUGCAGGAGAAGGAGGGGGACAACCAGAAGAUGAGAGAGGGGCUGAAGACAGCCAUGCAGGAGAUGGCUACCCUGAACCAGCUGCUGGAGGAGAGCCACAGGGAGGGGGAGAGGCUAAGGAGCCUCCUGCAGGAGAGGAAAGAGGAGAUGGUGAAGAGCAGGGAGGAGAGCCUGCGUGCUGCCCGGGGGGAGGUGGAGGAGCUGCGAGGGAGGACCAGGGCUGUGGAGCAAGAGAAAAGGGAGGUGGAGAGAAAGCUCAGAGACAGAGAGGAGGAGAUGGAGGAGGCAGUGAGAGAGAAGGACAGGAGACAGAAGGAGAUGGAGGAGGUGUUGGGAGAGAAGGAGGCUGAGCUGACAACCACCAGGGCUAGACUGGAUGUCCUGGAGGAACAGAGGACAGAGCUCAGAUGUCUGGCUGCUGAGAAGGCAGUUACACAGCUCAGAGAGAGAAUCAGAGUGGUGGAGGGAGAGAUGGAGGGAGUGAGAGAAGAGAAGAAGAGCGAGAUCGAGAGGCUUCAGCGGAAGAUGGAGACGUUGAGACAGGAAGAGGAGGAGAGGAGGGAGAGUCUGAAACUAAGGGAGCAGGAGAGCCUGAGGCGUGUAGAGUUAGUCACGGACAUGCUGAGAGAGAGGGAGACGGAGCUGGAGAGGGUGAGAGAGAAAGCUUACAGAGAGGAGAAAGAUCAACUGGAGGAGAGAAAGAGAGACACAGAGGAAGUGAAACUGCAGAGUCUGGAGAAAGAAGAGACAGAUGAACAGAGGAGACUGAGAGAGCCUGGGGAACAAAAGGAGGCGACAGACCAGAAGAGAGGAGAAAGAAGUCGGGAGGGUCCAGGAAGAGAGGUCUGGCUUCAGGACGAGGUAGAUACUCUGAGGAAGAGAGUGUCCUCCCAGCUCCAGGACACAGAGGAAAGGGAGAGACUGUUGAGACAGAGAGAAGAGGAGGGCCAGGAGAGUCUUAGACUGUUGAGACAGAGAGAGACAGAGCUUUACACCCUGAGAGAGAGAGUAGAGGAACUCGGUAAGGACAGAGACCGUGUCACAGCUGCCCUGGAGAAGACUGAGGCUACCAUGAUUGGCUACCGGGACAGAGCCCACCAACAGGAGCAAAGCAAAGGGGCGGGAUCUGAGAGGGCCGUGGCCCAGCUAGAGAUGGACCCCCUGGUCCAGGAACGUCUGUCUGUCCUACAGAGGGCCGUGGCCCAGCUCGAGAUGGACCCUGGUGUAAAUGACUGUCUGUCUGUCCUGCAGAGGACCGUGGCCCAGCUAGAGAUAGACCCUGGUGUAAAUGACUGUCUGUCUGUCCUGCAGAGGGCCGUGGCCCAGCUAGAGAUGGACCCCCUGGUCCAGGAACGUCUGUCUGUCCUGCAGAGGGCCGUGGCCCAGCUAGAGAUAGAUCAUAGACGGCUACAGAGGAGAAACACACUACUGGAACAACGCACUGACAGACUGAAGACUGAGAGGAAACACCUCAGAGAGAUGCUGACACAGACGGAGAGAGGAUCCUCCAGCCGCCUCAGAGACAGAGCUCAGGUUGGUCAUCAACCGUCUGCUAACUACUCUGGUCAUGUCACUAGCAGUUACAACUCAAUGGGCUCUACUACAGUGCAGUUGGAGGGGGUGGUGUGUGCUGAAUUUAGACAGAGCAUUAACUCCUUUCUGUUCUAGGAGUCCAGGGGCUUGGUUGGUCUGGAAACAGAGGAGUUGGAACUCCUUAGGACCAAGGUGAAGGAGCUAGAGGACCAGGUACACUACCUACAGCUGACACUCGUCCUCGACCACCGGGAGAGGGUGGAGUUUAUCCAACACUCCUCCAGGAACAACCAAUGGCUGGUGUCUCUUCGCCAAGACUUGACUGAUUCUCUGGUAUUGGUCUCGCAGCAACCAAUCCCCUCUGUGCUGGAGUCAGAGACACACCGAUUGGAUAGGAGUGUCAGGGAGGAGGAGAUGAGAUUGUCUCUCAGUCAGAGUUGAAGAUGAAGCACAGUAUGUUUGCCUCCGAAAUGGCACCCUAUUGUCUUCCAGGGCUCUGGUCAAAAGUAGUGCACUAUAUCUGGAAUAGGGUGCCAUUUGGGUCUAAAGUAGUGCACUGUAUCUGGAAUAGGGUGCCAUUUGGGUCUAAAGUAGUGCACUGUAUCUGGAAUAGGGUGCCAUUUGGGUCUAAAGUAGUGCACUGUAUCUGGAAUAGGGUGCCAUUUGGGUCUAAAGUAGUGCACUGUAUCUGGAAUAGGGUGCCAUUUGGGUCUAAAGUAGUGCACUGUAUCUGGAAUAGGGUGCCAUUUGGGUCUAAAGUAGUGCACUGUAUCUGGAAUAGGGUGCCAUUUGGGUCUAAAGUAGUGCACUGUAUCUGGAAUAGGGUGCCAUUUGGGACUAAAGUAGUGCACUAUAUCUGGAAUAGGGUGCCAUUUGGGACUUACCCUAUGUAUACUGAACAAAGAUAUAAACACAACAUGCAACACUUCAUAUUAACUCAAUUGAAAUGAAUUAGGUCCUAAUCUAUGGAUUUAACAUGACUGGGCAGGGGCUCAGCCAUGGGUGGGCCUGGGAGGGCAUAGGCCCAACUAAUCAGAAUGAGUUUUUCCCCACAAAAGGGCUUUAUUACAGACAGAAAUACUCCUCCGUUUGAUCAGCUGUCCGGGUGGCUGUUCUCAGACGAUUUCGCAGGUGAAGAAGCUGGAUGUGGACCUCCUGGGCUGGCCUGGUUACACGUGGUCUGUGGUUGUGAGGCUGGCUGGACGUAUCGCCAUAUUCUCUAAAAGGACAUUGGAGGUGGCUUAUGGUAGAGAAAUUAACAUUCAAUUAUCUGGCAACAGCUCUGGUGGACAUUCCUGCAGUCAGAAUGCCAAUUGCACCCUCCUUCAAAACUUGAGACAUCUGUGGCAUUGUGUUGUGUGACAAAACUGCACAUUUUAGAGUGGCCUUUUAUUUUUCCUAGCACAAGGUGCACCUGUGUAAUGCUCAUGCUGUUAAAUCAUCUUCUUGAUAUGCCACACCUGUCAGGUGGAUGGAUUAUCUUGGCAAAGAAGAAAUGCUCACUAACAGGGAUGUAAAUUAAUUUGUGCACAACUUUAAAUGUUGUGUUUAUAUUUUUGUUCAGUGUAGUUAUCAUAUACCUUUUAUGCGUUUGAAUCCGAGUUGGGGUCAAUUCACUUUUCAAUGUAGUCAAUUCAGGAAGUGAAUAUUUCCAAUUCAUGAGGAUUUUUCCAAUUCAUGAAAGCCCGAUUCCGACUUAGGAGGCCUCUCAUACUCACUUCAGUAGUUGGUAUUCAGACUUAACUUAUGAAGGUGUGUAACGUGCUUUUCUUUUGAGCUCGCUGAAUACAUUUAAUUAAACUGCUGAAAACACUC